Helianthus annuus (common sunflower) is the source of this 503-nucleotide messenger RNA. RefSeq names its product ATP-dependent DNA helicase PIF1-like. Bases 1 to 456 code for a protein of 151 amino acids. The record is from RefSeq and is a predicted model, not a curated record. Lineage: Eukaryota; Viridiplantae; Streptophyta; Magnoliopsida; Asterales; Asteraceae. The transcript is spliced from 2 exons.
AUGAGAUUAAGAGUUGGUUGUCAGGAAGCAGAUUUGAAAGAAAUAAAGGAAUUUGGAGAAUGGAUUUUAAAGCUUGGUGAUGGUCUGCUUGGUGAAGAAAAUGAUGGUGAGAUUGAUAUUGAAAUACCAGAUGAUUUACUUAUUAAUGACCAAGUCAAUCCGAUUUCAAGACUGAAGAUGACACCUUCAGAUAAAAGAAUACCAGUGAAGAUUUCUCGAAGACAAUUCCCACUUUCACUGUGUUUUGCUAUGACAAUAAAUAAAAGUCAAGGACAAUCAUUGGAGCGUGUUGGUUUAUAUCUUCCACGUCCAGUGUUUAGUCAUGGCCAGCUCUAUGUUGCUGUAUCUAGAGUAAAAAGUAGGAAGGGGUUGAAAAAAUUGAUUUGUGAUAAAGAGAAACGAGUCUAUACAACCACUACUAAUGUGGUUUACAAAGAAGUUUUACAAAAUCUAUGAUGAUACUAAACAUCUGUCAACCUGGCAACGUCUGUUGGGUAUAAUGG